AUGGCGACCAUCACAGAGAGCAUCACAAACGACAUCGUCGCGGCGAAGACGAAGAAACUCUACCCGAUCAGAUCUGUCGGGAUACUCAAAGAGGAAGAAGAACAAGCAGAGGCCAAGAAGAAGGAACAGGAGAAAGUCUCUGUGUCGACAUCGACACUUCCAAACAUCGACAUUCCACUCCCACCACCGACGACCGUCCCGACAGAGGUGCUCGAAAUCGACAGAGAUACUCCCGACCAGCAUGUGCCCCGCGAUCCUCGUCUGAUCAGAUUGACGGGGUCGCAUCCCUUCAAUGUAGAGGCUCCGUUGACGGAUUUGUUCAAUGAAGGUCGCAGACUCGUUGAGAAUCCCCUCGUCCUGACCUUUCAGCAAAUCCUGCAAGAGUUCGACCAGAUCACUGCCCCAGUCACCUUGGUCUGUGCCGGGAACCGGCGCAAAGAGCAGAACCAGGUGCGCAAGUCCAAGGGCUUCUCCUGGGGCGCUGCCGGCGUGUCGACCGCUCUCUUCACGGGUCCCCUUAUGUCCGAUGUCAUACGCAGAGCAAAGCCCCUACGGAAAGCUAGAUAUCUGUGUAUGGAGGGAGCGGAUAAGCUGCCUAACGGGCAUUAUGGCACGUCAGUCAGGCUGAAUUGGGUCAUGGACCCGAACAGAGGAAUUAUGCUGGCCCACAAAAUGAAUGGCGAGCCCCUGCGUCCGGAUCAUGGCCGUCCUCUGCGUGCCGUCGUCCCAGGCCAGAUCGGUGGACGGAGCGUGAAAUGGAUCAAGAAAUUGAUCCUUACCGACAAGCCAAGCGACAACUGGUAUCAUAUUAACGACAACCGAGUUUUGCCAACUGAUCCCGAACUGUCCAGAACAAUGGUCACCCCUGAAAUGGCCAAAGAUCCAAAAUGGUGGCAUGACGAGAGAUACGCCAUUUACGAUCUCAGCGUCAACUCUGCUGCCGCAUAUCCUCAACACAACGAAGAACUACGGCUGUCAUUUGCAGGGCCCACAUAUACCGCAAAGGGCUACGCGUACGGGGGUGGAGGACGACGGAUAACAAGAGUCGAGAUCUCAUUAGAUAAAGGCAGAUCUUGGCGACUGGCAAAUAUUGACUAUCCAGAGGACAAAUACCGCAAUUUCGAGUCGGAUCUGUACGGUGGUCGUGUAGACAUGUGGUGGCGCGAAACGUGUUUCUGCUGGUGUUUCUGGUCCCUGGACAUCCCGGUCGCAGAUCUCGAGCAAAGUGAUGCGAUUCUCGUCCGAGCCAUGGACGAAGCCCUGAACAUCCAACCGCGGGAUAUGUAUUGGUCCGUUCUGGGUAUGAUGAAUAACCCAUGGUUUCGCAUUGCAAUAAUCAAAGAAAACGGGGUUUUGAGAUUCGAGCACCCAACGCAGCCUGCCUCGAUGCCAGGUGGAUGGAUGGAACGAGUCAAGAAAGCUGGAGGUGAUUUGGCCAACGGUCAAUGGGGAGAACGGCCAGACGGAGAUGCAUCAACAAGCGAUCCACGACCGGCGGAGGAAAUUCAGAUGAAAAAAGAAGGACUGAGGAGAAGUAUCGAUAUCAAGGAGCUCAGGAAACACAGCACCGCAGAAGAACCUUGGUUCGUCGUGAAUGGGGAAGUAUACGACGGGACGAAGUUCUUGGAAGCUCAUCCUGGUGGAGCCCAGAGCAUCAUAUCGGCAGCCGGCAUGGAUGCUUCUGAGGAAUUCCUUGCCAUCCACAGCGAGACCGCCAAAGCAAUGAUGCCGGACUACCACAUCGGAACACUCGACCCGGCCUCGAGGGAAAUUCUCAAGAAUGGUUCCGACGAACAGAAAGAAACUGGAGAAGUCUUUCUGCAACCCAGGGUUUGGAAGAAGGCCACGCUCUGCGAGAAAAAAUCAGUCUCGUGGGACACGCGUCUAUUUACCUUCAAGCUCGAACACGAGACUCAGACCCUAGGCCUCCCAACAGGCCAGCAUCUGAUGCUCAAGCUGAAAGACUCCAGCGAAUCGAUUAUCCGAUCUUACACUCCCAUCUCCGAAACGGACAGAAAGGGAACGGUGGAGCUGCUUGUCAAGAUAUAUUUCGACACCCCGACGUCAAAAGGCGGCAAGAUGACCAUGGCUCUUGACAAGAUCCCCAUAGGCUCGACCGUAGAGUUGAAAGGCCCGAUAGGCAAGCUCACGUAUCUUGGAAAAGGUCGCGUCCUGCUGAACGAGAAGGAACGACACGUCAAGUCAUUUCGCAUGAUCUGCGGUGGCAGCGGUAUCACGCCCAUCUUCCAGGUUCUGCGAGCCGUCAUGCAAGAUCCGCAGGAUCCAACUUCUUGCGUCCUUCUCGACAGUAAUCGGUCGGAGGAAGACAUCCUGUGCAGACCGGAGCUUGACGCCUUUGCUGCUGCAAAGAGUUCCAAAUGCAGUAUCGUCUACACGCUGACGAAGCCGUCAAGUAGUUGGACGGGUCGCCGCGGACGCAUCUCAGAACAGCUGCUCAAGGAGUACGCACCUCCCGGCGAAGGAAGCCUGGCUCUCAUUUGCGGACCGGAGGCGAUGGAGAAAUCUGUCCACCGGAUUCUUCUAGCACAAGGAUGGAAUGAAUCGGAUCUUGUUUUCUUCUGA
Molecule: messenger RNA, 2583 nt
Organism: Rasamsonia emersonii CBS 393.64
Lineage: Eukaryota; Fungi; Ascomycota; Eurotiomycetes; Eurotiales; Trichocomaceae
Product: Nitrate reductase (NADPH)
Exons: 6
Coding region: 1-2583 (860 amino acids)
Biological process (GO): nitrate assimilation; nitric oxide biosynthetic process
Molecular function (GO): molybdenum ion binding; nitrate reductase (NADPH) activity; heme binding
Source: RefSeq, a predicted model, not a curated record